UUCGCACACCUCCAGCAAGAUGCGCUCCUUCCAGCAGGUCGUCGUCUUCCUCUUCGCCCUUGUGGCUUUCGCUUUCGCCCAGGACACCGUCUCAUACGAUGCCACUGUCUACGUCACUUCGACCAUCUACAGGGUGAACACCGUCACCAUGUCUGGCUAUCCCACCGGCAGCGUCGCAAACUCUACGACUACCAUCCACGCUUCUGUCCCGACCGCGCCAGUCUACUCCGCUGGCAAUAGCACUGCUCCUUACCCGACCGGCACCAUGGCGCCCUCCUCUCCCGCGCCCUCUGCCACCGAGUUCCCCGGCGCCGCAUCGCAGAUGAGCAUCAACAGCGCGCUCGUCGCCGUGCUCGCCGCCGGCAUCGGCUACUUGGCCCUCUGACCGUCCUGAGGCGGCCUUGUUCUCUCUGCGAAUCCCUUCCGCUUCUAGCAUCAUCGACUGGUGCUUGUCUAUGAUUCCGCGCGCUUGUGCAUACUCUAGGAAGCGCCUGGCCUAGCAUUGAGCGCACCAGGACCCCAAAGUUUACGUGUCAUGAGGAUGCCAUUCACCCACUUUUACGCCUUCAUUCGGUACAUUCGGUCCGAGCCCGGGGAGCUAUAU
Messenger RNA from Trematosphaeria pertusa, 604 nucleotides. RefSeq lists its product as uncharacterized. The transcript has 2 exons. The record is from RefSeq and is a predicted model, not a curated record. NCBI's taxonomy places the organism in Eukaryota, Fungi, Ascomycota, Dothideomycetes, Pleosporales, Trematosphaeriaceae. Bases 20 to 385 code for a protein of 121 amino acids.